Molecule: messenger RNA, 2040 nt
Organism: Rosa rugosa (rugosa rose)
Lineage: Eukaryota; Viridiplantae; Streptophyta; Magnoliopsida; Rosales; Rosaceae
Product: F-box/kelch-repeat protein At1g22040-like
Exons: 2
Coding region: 221-1651 (476 amino acids)
Molecular function (GO): protein binding
Source: RefSeq, a predicted model, not a curated record
AAUCGGAUGUGGUAGGUAGCCGCACGCAAAUGACGCGAACAAAAAAACAAAAAUCUUGAAAUUACUUAAAAUGAAGCAAAUUAAAGUGUGAGAGGAGACAAAAAUUGAGGACGAUUUGCCCCAAAAGUGAGCUCCUCUUCUUCCAUUUCAUCCAUCGCAGUCUGUUUGUUGAUAUGAGGGUACAACUGUGAUUGAAGAGGAUAGUUAGAGGAAGCUAUCCAUGGGGGCUAUUUUGAGUUUGAACAAUUCUAGGACUAGGGAGAGUGGACCUCAUGGGGUUUCACAGAGUGAAACACGCAAGAGGCAGAGGUUGUCUUCAUGCCUUUAUGAGGAAAACCCGAGAUUGAUUCCCAGUCUUCCUGACGAGAUAUCUAUUCAGAUUCUUGCCAGAAUACCUAGGAUCCACUAUUUGAAAUUGAAGAUGGUGUCACGUACAUGGAAAACCACCGUUAUGACCGCCGAACUUUUCAAUUUGAGAAAAGAACUAGGAACAACAGAGGAAUGGCUCUAUGUAUUAACAAAGGUUGAAAGUGAUAAGCUCAUAUGGUAUGCUCUGGACCCUCUGGCCGCAAAAUGGCAAAGGUUGCCACCAAUGCCUAGUGUUUGUCCUGAAGAUGAAUCUAGGAGGGCUUUAACUGCUCGUAGAAUGUGGAAAAUGGUAGGUUCAAGUAUCAGACUUGCGGAUGUCAUCAUGGGCUGGCUUGGUCGGAAGGAUGCACUGGAUCGAAUGCCUUUUUGUGGUUGUGCCGUUGGUGCUGUUAAUGGCUGCCUCUAUGUCCUAGGUGGAUUUUCAAGGGCUACAGCCCUAUCAUGUGCCUGGCGGUAUAAUCCAGUUAUAAACUGUUGGAGUGAAUCAACUCCAAUGUCAAUGGGUAGAGCGUAUUGUAAGACAGGCAUUUUAAACAAUAAACUUUAUGUUGUUGGAGGGGUUACUAGAGGACGUGGUGGAUUGGCCCCUCUUCAAUCAGCUGAAGUAUUUGAUCCAAAAACAGGUUUAUGGUCCCAAAUACCAAGCAUGCCCUUUGCCAAAGCUCAGGUGUUACCAACUGCAUUUUUGGCUGAUCUGCUCAAGCCUAUUGCUACCGGGAUGACUUCAUACAAGGGUAGAUUGUUUGUUCCACAAAGUUUAUACUGCUGGCCGUUUUUUGUUGAUGUUGGAGGUGAGGUUUAUGAUCCAGAGGUGAAUUCAUGGGGUGAUAUGCCAACUGGCAUGGGGGAGGGUUGGCCUGCAAGGCAAGCAGGGACGAAAAUGAGUGUCACAGUCGAUGGUGAAUUGUAUGCACUGGAUCCUUCUAGUUCUCUUGACAAUGCCAAGAUCAAGUUAUACGAUUACCAAGAUGAUGCUUGGAAUGUUGUUGCAGAAGAUGUUCCAAUUCGGGACUUUACUGAAUCAGAGUCUCCCUAUUUACUUGCUGGUUUCCUUGGGAAGCUUCAUGUGAUCACGAAGGAUGCCAAUAACAAUGUUGCAGUUCUGCAGGCUUAUGUGCCGAACCGUCAUGCUUCCACCUCAGCAGCUUCAUCCUCAUCACCAGAUGAUGCCUCUGAAAUUUCUGAACCACAAGCAGAGUCAGAAGUAGAUCUUUGGAAGGUAAUUGCCACAAGGAGUGCACGGACUGCUGAACUGGUUAGCUGUCUCGUCCUUGAUCUGUGAAGAUUUUCACUUUACUUAAGAUAUAGCGUACAGAUCCUACAGUUAAAAAAGUGUUGGUUGGUGUGAUUGCUUUUUGGUACCCUAAAUUAUUAGCUGUGCAUUGUGAUAGUCAUUUACUGUAUGUAAUUACUCACCUUUACUCACCUUUGUGAUUGAGGAGAAGCAAAAUCACAAGGUUCAGGAUAUAUUAUGAGACUAAGUUAUUCUCCGUCUCCAAAAUCAUAACAUUCAGGAUAUAUUAUGAGACUAAGGUUUCAGCUCAAGCUGCUAGCUGGGUGGUGUAUCUUCCUUUUUCCACGUCUCCUUUUUAUUAUUUUGUAUUUGAUUUCCCCACUUCUAUAGUUAACUCGAUUAUGUAUGGCUUGCAUAAAUACAUGUUAUUUCUUUUA